AAAACGAAAGUGGAAAUUCCUAAUGUUAUUUCGUGAGGUGUUAUUAUAAAUAGAAACAUGGUCACCUCAUACAUAAACUAAUUGGUGAUUUGAUAAUGGACACUUUUUAGCAGUCGGUGUUUAAACGUGGAAAUACAGACAGAUAACAAGGAAGAAACUAUGUCAAGAAGCGCAAAACUAACAGACCACUUAUACAGACAAGUUCUGGAAAAGUCCGAACUGUGUGACGUGACCGUAACAUUCGGUGACCAUGUGAUGGGGGCACACUGGGGUGUUCUUGUACAGUGUAGUUACUUCCGUGCCAUGUACAACAGUGGAAUGAAAGAAAGACGAGAAGGGAUUAUUCACAUCGUAACAAAAGGGGAUAACGGUUGUGUUACGUUGGAAGAAUGCGCUAUAGACGCCGCUAUCCGAUAUCUCUACACCGGAAUUAUCACACUCAGCUUUGUAGAAGUUUACGAUAUACUACGAGUGGCAGACUACUUCCGGAUUGCGGGUCUUAAACAAGUGUGCAACCGAUUUCUCUCAAAUCUAAAAUGGGAACCCCAAAACUGCAUUGAUAUUUGCUACAUGGCAAAGCAAUAUCACCUAGAUCUUACCCGUAAAUUGAUGAAGUACAUUACGCGGGAUAUUCUUAACGUACUUGAACACGAUUGUAAUAUUAACUACAUUACAAAUGAAAUAAUAUUAGAAGUAGCGAAGAUUGCAAAAGAAAUACAAAUGAGUACAGAACUACAAUUCAAUGCUUUUCACAAAUGGCUGUGUUUCGACGAUAAAGCGAGGACAGAGACAUUUGUGAAACUGUUUCGUUCAUUGAGUUUGGAACACACUACGCAUGAGUUUUUCGAUUCUUUGGAUUGCGAUUUGGUGCAAAGUUUAUCUGACUGUCGCGAUCAUUACAUGAAAACUAAACAGAAGUCAUUGCGCGAACGGUUAAGAAAUUCCUCAAAAUCAUGCGACGUUGUUCUUAUGGUAGCCGAGGUAGAUGAUGAUUAUGUUUCUGAUGAAACAAAUACUUGUUGCAUCUUUGCAUACAUGACGGAUUAUAAACGCUGGUCCAUACUCGCUGCAUUUCCAGAAGAACUAGACCAUGAAGAUGUAAAAAUGUUUCUGACCUUUGACAAAACAUGUAAUAUCCUGUAUGUAUAUCGGGAUGUGGAACCUAUAUAUCCUCAAGCAGGAAUUAUUCAUAUUGGUAUCCAUAAAUAUGACUUGACGACAAAAACAUGGCAUGCAUGCACUUUAAAUAUGAAAACACCCAAUGGUAUUGUUAUUCAAAAUAUCGGUUGUACAAACGGUAAGUUGUGCUUUGUUGCAACCUGUAUUAAAUCGCAAACAGUAAAGUUAUUAGUAUUCGGUAAAAAAGAUAAAGAGGUCGUAUUAUUUAAUUUACAACGCAGUAUUUACGCGGAUGUUUAUACGAAAAUGUGCUCGUUUGAAAACCAGUACGUUGUAGUGUUGUGUUAUAUAGUUAGAGAAGAGUCAGAGAAGGAAGUGAAAAUAGCUGUGUACAAUUUACACUCAAAUAAGAUCAAACGGAUUCGCAAUAUACCUCAAGCAAUUCAAAAUCCAGACGACUUUUACGAAAUGGAAGAAUUUCUUAUUGAGACAAAAGAAGGCAUUAUCAUUUCUAAGGUUAAUUGUUCUUAUUAUAAAUCACUGAAUAUAAAAACUGGACGAUGUUCAACGAUCAAUAAAGUAGUUCUUCCAAGAGAACUCAUUACUUCUAAUAACCAUGAACACGAUGCGGAUAUAGAUUUCCCUUUUGGUAUUGUAAGUUGUACGGGGCUCAAUACUGUAGCCAUACACGAACGAGCUUUAGACAGAUUAUGUAUAUUUGAUGUGCUGACACAAACUUUAAAUGAAGAACAGAGUCUGCCGUUUGGGAUUCCUUAUGGUCAGAUGCUUCACACCAAACUCCCAUCCGAUUGUCUUACGUGUUUUUAUGAAUGCACCCAUUGCAAGUUCAAGAUUGAAACCGCAGAGGAAAAACAAGAUGACUGCAAAAUCAUUUAAGUGUUGAAUGAGUUCCAUACAUGUAACUAACUUAAAAAUUGUUUGCCAAGCUGUUUGCUAGAUUUCGUUAUUCCCAAUGUUAUCUGAAAUAUUAAUUGAUAUAAAAUAUGUGUUUGUGCAAGAGCAGAUUAUAGCAAAAUGAUUUUCUAUAUAUGUCAUUUAUAUAUACAGGCUGAACUAAAUGUAUUUACCUCGUUCUCGAUUACAUAUGCAGAUAGCUAUAAUAAUAAAAAUAGCAUAAUUUUAAAUUGUACUGAAAAUGGAAUAAAAUAUGUAUUAUACCUAAAA
This is a messenger RNA of Dreissena polymorpha, 2304 nucleotides long. RefSeq lists its product as uncharacterized. The transcript is spliced from 3 exons. The record is from RefSeq and is a predicted model, not a curated record. Gene Ontology annotation, molecular function: protein binding. Bases 160 to 2016 code for a protein of 618 amino acids. NCBI's taxonomy places the organism in Eukaryota, Metazoa, Mollusca, Bivalvia, Myida, Dreissenidae.